AUUAGACUGUGUAUUUGAUAUGUCCUCUGUCACUAAUAGUGGAUGGAGGCUCGUCCACAAGACACUCCUACCUGUCCGGUGUGUAAAUCCGUCAUAGACAAAGAAAAGCUUAUUCCGCUGUAUGGGCGUGGCUCUGAUCAAAAGGAUCCUCGAGAGUCCCUUCCUCCGAGACCUGCUGGACAGAGAGAGGAAGCACCCGAAGAUAAUAACAAUACAGGCUAUUUUGGUGAUGGUAUGUUGAAUGGGAUCAACGUCUCUUUUGGUGUCGGGGGAUUCCCUUUUGGAUUUGGACUAGGACCUGCAUUCACCAUACAGACUGGUCGUAUGGGAAGACAGCAUCACAAUGUCAACAUUGGUCAUCGCGGUAACAGAAUGCAUCAAGGACGAAGAGGAAGCCAAGAAGAGGAACAGAGAAAGACGAUGGCAAGAUUAUUGUUGACUUUUGCCAUCCUUUUUAUCAUUAUGAUCAUCUUCACAUAAUUGCUACAUGAAUUCCCUCUCUCUCUCUUUCUCUCUCUUCAUUCUUAUUAUAAUAUAUUAAUACUGUAUUAUUAUUACUAUUGUUAUAUUUCUAUAGUAUAAUGUUACUUUGUGUCUGAUUAUUCCAUUCAAACUUGUUCUUUAUAUUGAAUAAGUGCUAACAGUCAACACUUAUGGCUGUAUGGCAGUCCUUUUU
Amphimedon queenslandica is the source of this 676-nucleotide messenger RNA. RefSeq names its product E3 ubiquitin-protein ligase RNF185-like. Gene Ontology annotation, cellular component: endoplasmic reticulum. Gene Ontology annotation, biological process: ubiquitin-dependent protein catabolic process. Gene Ontology annotation, molecular function: ubiquitin protein ligase activity. The transcript is spliced from 4 exons. The record is from RefSeq and is a predicted model, not a curated record. The coding region runs from base 43 to 480 and encodes 145 amino acids. Lineage: Eukaryota; Metazoa; Porifera; Demospongiae; Haplosclerida; Niphatidae.